Cucurbita pepo subsp. pepo (vegetable marrow) is the source of this 1144-nucleotide messenger RNA. RefSeq names its product tetraketide alpha-pyrone reductase 2. Lineage: Eukaryota; Viridiplantae; Streptophyta; Magnoliopsida; Cucurbitales; Cucurbitaceae. The record is from RefSeq and is a predicted model, not a curated record. Gene Ontology annotation, molecular function: oxidoreductase activity, acting on the CH-OH group of donors, NAD or NADP as acceptor.
UGAGCAAUCCUCAUGCCUGGCCACUCUAUAAACUCUUCCCUUCCACACAGCCAUUCACAAGCCGGAGAUGCCAGAGUACUGUGUGACCGGCGGCACUGGCUUCAUAGCCUCCAACUUGGUCAAGGCAUUGCUCGAGAACGGUCACCACGUUCGCACCACCGUUAGAAACCCAGGAGACGAACGAAGUGUCGGGUUUCUGUGGGAGUUCGAUGGAGCUAAGGAGAGGCUGAAGAUAGUCAAAGCUGACUUGCUUGAAGAAGGUAGCUUUGAUGAGGCCAUUCAAGGAGUUGAUGGGGUCUUCCACACUGCUUCACCUGUCAUUGUUCCCUACAAUAACAACAUCAAGGCAACUCUGAUUGAUCCAUGUAUAAAUGGUACGAAGAACGUACUAAAUUCAUGUCUAAAAGCGAACAGCGUGAAACGAGUAGUGCUCACCUCGUCCUGCUCUGCAAUUAGAUAUCGUUAUGACAUCCAGCAACUCUGUCCUCUCAAUGAAUCGCAUUGGUCCGAUCCCGAGUAUUGCAAGAGCCAUAAUCUUUGGUAUGCAUUUGCUAAGACUUUGGCAGAGAAAGAGGCUUGGCGUUUGGCAGAAGAACAUGGAAUGGAUCUAGUUGUGGUGAACCCAUCUUUUGUUAUUGGUCCUUUGCUUACACCAAAACCAACCAGUACCCAGCAUCUCCUACUCGCCAUCAUCAAAGGUGAAAGCGGCGAAUAUCCAAACUGCACGUUGGGGUUCGUGCACAUAGACGACGUGGUAGCAGCGCACAUACUAGCAAUGGAACAUCCAAAAGCAUCAGGCAGGAUCAUAUGUUCAAGCACAGUAGCUCACUGGUCAGAGAUCAUCGCAAUGCUCAGAAUCAAGUAUCCAUCCUACCCAUUUGAAACCAAAUGCAACAACGAUCAGAAAGGAGAUAGCAACCCUCACAAUAUGGACACCAGAAAGAUAUCUAACCUGGGAUUCCCCGCUUUCAAGACGCUCGAACAAAUGCUUGAUGAUUCGAUCAAGAGUUUCCGAGACAGAGGAUUUCUUUGAAUCGAAGAAAAAAGCCUUCAAUAACUUCGACUGUAACCAUCUGGCUUGUAGUUUCGAUUUGACGAUUCAUAAGUAAAGAAUCCAAGAAUAAUAAUCGUUUAUAAAUCGAAA